AUGACCAAGCUACGUGGGGUGGCGGCGGCUUUGACGACGUUCACAAUCUGGGGCGUGUCCCCGCUUUACUGGCGCGAACUAGGUCACGUGCCUGAGCUGCAGGUGCUCAUGCAUCGCAUUCUGUGGUCUUUCGUGUUGUGUGCGACCCUCACGGUCGCGUUCGCCCGCGACUGGUCUGUUCUCGCCACCGCGUUCGGGCACGCCAAGACGACGGCGGCAUUCCGGCGGCACGGCAUCGCCGCGCUCUUCAUUUCGGGCAACUGGGCCGUGUACGUGUGGGCUGUGAACGCUGGCUUUGUGAGCCAAGCCGGGUUGGGGGACUACAUUCUGCCGCUCAUCACGGUCUUAUUGGGGGUCGUGUUUCUUCGGGAGCGGCUGCACCGGUACCAGUGGGCCGCCAUCGGCCUCGCCACGCUGGGGCUGUGUGUCAUUUCCGUCGGGUACGGCGUAUUUCCGUGGGUGUCGCUCGUGUUGGCGCUGUGCGAAGCCCUGUACAGCUUUGCGAAAACGAGUCCGCUAGUGCGCUUGAAUGCGAUUCAAGGCGUAGCGUUUGAAAUGUCCAUGUUGGUCGUGCCCGCUGUCGCAUAUUUGGUGUUUGUGGAAGUGUCGGAAGGCAAUCGGGGGGUGUUUGGCCAUGGCGAAAUCCACACGGACCUGCUCCUCGUGGGCUCGGGGGUCGUCACAGCACUCCCCCUUGUGACACUGUCGUACGCAGUCCAGCAUCUCCCGCUCACCGUCGUGGGGGUGCUCGUGUACGUAACCCCGACGAUCGUCGUGCUGCUCGCUGCGUUUGCCUUUCACGAACACUUUUCCGCUGUGAUACUGCUGGGGUUUGGCCUUGUCUGGGCCUCCCUCGUCAUCUUUUCUGCGCAGAGUUAUAUGGGUUACCGCGACAUCCACAAACAAGACCAAACCGCCGACCCCGCGAUUGUGCUCACCCCGGCGAACGACGUGGGGCUGUCGAAUUCCCCCAAUUUGCAGCAGUCCCAUCAUAUUCCAGUCGACAACUACCACGCGCUGCAUUCUUCCAAGGCCAAAUCGCCCACCCUUCUUCACGUAGCGUAA
Aphanomyces astaci is the source of this 1065-nucleotide messenger RNA. Its product is annotated as protein RarD. The record is from RefSeq and is a predicted model, not a curated record. Gene Ontology annotation, cellular component: plasma membrane. NCBI's taxonomy places the organism in Eukaryota, Oomycota, Saprolegniomycetes, Saprolegniales, Verrucalvaceae. Bases 1 to 1065 code for a protein of 354 amino acids. The transcript has a single exon.